Thalassophryne amazonica is the source of this 1375-nucleotide messenger RNA. It is a transcript of the gene c16h17orf75, whose product is annotated as chromosome 16 C17orf75 homolog. The coding region runs from base 121 to 1293 and encodes 390 amino acids. Lineage: Eukaryota; Metazoa; Chordata; Actinopteri; Batrachoidiformes; Batrachoididae. Gene Ontology annotation, cellular component: trans-Golgi network. The transcript has 10 exons. The record is from RefSeq and is a predicted model, not a curated record.
GUAGUUGUGUUUUUUUAUUUUAGUCAACCGAAUAUAACGACGUAACACUAGUCUGAAGUUUUUUGCACAUCUACACGAUAAUUAAGGCUCCGGUUCGUUUGUGGGCAGGGAGGAAAGAGGAUGUUUACGUCCCAAACCUCGUCUUUUCAGGAUUCCAUCGACGUGGAGGACAGAGAUGACUUUGACAACGAAGAUAUUUCUGGAUACAGCCAGAAAAUUCAGCUCAGCUGCUACUACACGAUCUAUCUUUAUCAGGGCACAAGAUCUGACGCUACUGGGGAAAGUGUGGCCUGGAACCAGAGAAGAGCAGACUCCACAACCAGUCAGGAUGACUUUAGCCUGACCUUAGUUGACAGCAGCCUGCCGUCUGAGGCAGAACCACAGCUGCGGACGUACAUUUCAAGGAGGCUCAGCAAAGGAGCUUUGCUUGGGGGCAUGGGCAACAUUGCCACGGUAGACCUCAGUAUCCCCGAACAGGCUAUUGGAUGCUACUGCUGUCUGCUGGAACAGGAACGCUCUCCCGACCAGCCUGAUGUUGAUGGCAAUGGAUAUGUCAUCUGCUUUAUGGGGGGCUCUGAAAAAGGACUCAACUUAUUUCGAUUAGAGCUUGACAAAUAUGUGCAAGGACUAAACAGCAGUCUGCAGACUCCGGAGCUGCUGAACCUUGUGACGGAGGUGCGUCCAUAUUUGAGCCGGUGGUACGAUGAGUGCGUCAUGCACAUUUAUCGGGUGGUGCAGCUGGUCCAGAGCAACAUUAGCUUUCUGCUGCAUGCUGCUCUGAGUCACAUGCACGUGGAGGUGAUCAAUUCAGAUGAGAAGACGAAGGCUGAUGUGUCCAGGUUCAUCAAAGCAGCAAGCUUGCAGGGCCUGUCCCAGCAAGACACCACCACAGCGUCUCUGUGUAAGGCAGUGUCAGAAGACAUACAGUCGGACCUGAUUGUAGACUGCUCCACCAGCCCACCCACAUUGUCCAAGACCAUCAGCAAUCGGUUCUGUGACAAGUGGAUUCAGGCAUUUCUAAAUGCCGCAGAGCGCUGUAAUCCAUUCCUGCUCAGACAAAUUUUGGAGAACUUCAAACUUAAGGCCAUCCAGGACAUGAACAGCCUGAAGCGCUUUGUGCGGCAGGCAGAAAUGAGUCAUUAUGCGCUCUUCCGCUGCUGCCAGUUUCUGAAGAGCUGCGGAAACGGGGACGUGUUGCUGCAGAAUGCCAGAGCGGAGCACAGCGAGCUGCCUGAAGCCUGCAGCAUCAUCAGAGUGCUGGAGGAGUUCCUGGAGGAACAGACCCAGGCCUGAUGGGCAGAUAACAAAACAUUCUUCUGAGCAAAACAUUAAAUAUCUUUCUACCUUCAGUUUCAGCUCACCAGAGUGAAAAUAG